Molecule: messenger RNA, 4059 nt
Organism: Pantherophis guttatus
Lineage: Eukaryota; Metazoa; Chordata; Lepidosauria; Squamata; Colubridae
Gene: TAFA5
Product: TAFA chemokine like family member 5
Biological process (GO): G protein-coupled receptor signaling pathway
Molecular function (GO): G protein-coupled receptor binding; receptor ligand activity
Source: RefSeq, a predicted model, not a curated record
GGGGGGGGUAGGUGGGUCCGUCAGCUGGAGCCCCCAACGAACGCGCCCUCGGCAAAAGGGGUGGGGAGUUGAGUGCGCUCCGCGCCGACGGGACUGCCGGACAGAAAGCCAAAAAAAAAAAAAAGAAAAAAGGAGCCGCCGCUCUGCGGACGGGGAAAGCGCGGGGGUUUCUGCUGCGGAUCGCUACGGAGCCCGAGGAAUCGAGCCGGCUGGAGGACUAGCAGCAGCAGAGUCGGCGGCGGUCGGCCAGCCAGCCAAGCCCGCCCGCCCGUCCGGCUAAGCUGGCCAAGCUGGGUGUCUUUGCCUUGCUCGCCCCGAGGGGAAACCGAGGCGUCGUCGGAGGCUGCGGAAAGCGAGGCGGCACCAGUGGGCGGGCUUGGCUAACCCCUGCCCUCAAAAGGGGGCUCCCUCUGCCGCGCCGGCGAGGCUCCCUCUGGACGGAGCUACAAGUGCUGAGGGGAGCGGCACGAGAAGUUUGCCGUCCGUGGGGAAGGAAGGCGGUCGAGCGGCGCAACCUUUCCGGGGACCCCCGGCAGCUGGUCGCCGCGGUUCGGGCUCUUCCUCGCCUUCCCCUCGCGCCCUCAGAGGCAUGCCCCUGCCUGCCGUGCCCUCCCGGAGUCCUCCCUCCAGGCCAGCCUUCUGCGCCUCCGGGUAGCGACCUUCCCUUCCUUCUUUCUUUCCUUCGGCCGGGUCAGCCGCUUGGUGGGACGCGCGUGGAUGCGCACGCGCGGCGCCCCCUUCGCUCGGGACUCGCGGGUGGGUUCGCCACUAGGCACCAGCCGCCUCUCCGCCUGGCUUCUGCCGCCGCGCCCCGUCUGGGAUCUUUCCCCGAGGAAAGCGAAGAACCAAACGCCACUUGGCACCGACGGGCUGCUUGAAGUCGUGGAAGGCAGCCUUGCUUCGCCGCUCUUAGAAGGGAAAGUUGGAGGUCGUCGCCGAUGAAUCUCCAUCCUCGAAGGGGAGGAGGAGGAGGAGAAGGAGGAGAAACCGGGCUGUAAAGAGGUCGUCGCCCGCUGAAACAAAAUGUCUUCUGGCUUGGCUGGGCUGAAGAGACCCCGCUGGACACCCCAGGAUGAUUGCUGACAGCCAAAUCCUGUGGUCCUUCUCUAAAAUGCUUCUAUUUGGGAUUAAGUGUGUCGAAGGGCGAGGGAGACCUGGCUUGUGAAACUUAUCUUGAGUCCCCCUCCCCCUCUUUUUUUUUUGGCUUUGGGGGACUUAUGGCUUCAAUGGCUCCAUCUCUUAAGCGAAGCAGUAGGAAAGAUGCCAACGUCCUGCCGAGCGCAUCCUCAACUUUCUGGGCAAUCAUGAUCUUGGUUGGCCUUUUAAUUGCUUAUUGCAGUCAGUUGGCUGCAGGUACGUGUGAAAUUGUUACUUUGGACAGAGAUAGCAGUCAGCCUCGAAGAACUAUAGCCCGACAAACAGCUCGUUGUGCAUGUAAAAAAGGACAGAUUGCCGGCACUACAAGGGCAAGACCAGCAUGUGUAGAUGCACGCAUUAUUAAAACAAAACAAUGGUGUGAAAUGCUUCCAUGUUUAGAAGGAGAAGGCUGUGAUUUGCUAAUCAAUAGAUCAGGCUGGACCUGUACACAACCCGGUGGGAGAAUAAAGACAACCACGCUGGGACAAAGCCAGAGUAUACAUGGAAGCUAUGUUCAUCCAAACUUUGGCCUGUUAAGUCUCCUGACAAAUGCAGCAACGAAGAAAUCUUGUAGGCAUUUUUAGGCUCGGUGUGAGCCACAUUCCCUAAUCAAGUUUCAUUGCUGUGGAUCAUCAUCCAUUUUAUGUCAUCAAUUCAACUGUCUAUUUCUCUGUAUUUCAUCGAAGAAGGCAUAAUUCUACAUUAUGAGCUAAAAGUCUGUUCUACCCUAUUAAAGAAAGUUGGACUAAGGAAUCAAGAUCUAAGAGAAAGGCUUGGGCGUUAGCAAUACAACAAUCAAAACCACAAGUUCACGGUUAAUAUUGCAUCUGAGUUACGUUCCUGCUGGACUUGAUCUGUGGUUACAAUAAUCUGAAAAGUCAACUAAACUGAAGAGUACUCAUCCCAACCAGCCUUAGAGAAGACUGUUUUGUCUACAGAAGGACACUAAGGUAUAGAAGACAAUUUUUCUUGUGCCCUAGACUGCCUGAAUUGCUUUUAUUUUCUUAUGUUUCAGUAUAUACAAUAGACCAAAGAGCAAAAUCUAUUUUAAAGUGGACACGAUGUUACUGUUAACAAGAUUGUUUAGAUUCAACAGUAUGAAAACCACCCUGUACAAAUUCAGUUCACUCUGUGAGGAAACGUUACUUUCCAGCAAAAGCCUUUAUGGGACACUGCAGAAGAAGCUGGAGCUCCUCUUGGAAAAAAGUACCCUAAAAAUCACAAGGGAACAUGGAGAGAUUAUGACCAAUCUUAAAGAAGAAAACAGAACUUUUGAUUCAAAACAAGACAAACUGUCUACGCACCACUUUAUUCUGUGCUUAGAUUGACUUAUCGUACUAAAAUCAUUCUAAGUUUAACCAGUUCAACAUGCCUCUUCUAUGGUUCCAUUCUUUGGUCGUUAAAAGUUGGAUAAUACAGUAUUUGCAAAGAGCAUGUUUGGUCAUCUGUGGCCUAUGUCUCAUCCGAUACAUUUAGCGCCAGAAAGCAAAUCCAGGGGGAAGAUGGGGGGGGAGGGGAAAGUAACACUUGUUUGAAAGAGAUCAUUAAAUGUAUUUUGAAAAGCCUAAAGUUAUAUAUUUAACAGUUUUUAUAUGUUGUAUAUUUGUAGAAAAUCCUAUUUAACAAUUAACGUGGACGGUCAUGACAAAAAGGUUCAGAGUUGAGUUGUUGUUUUUAUUACUUCAGUUGUCUCUGAAGUGACUGAUGUAGUUUGCUUUCUUCCAUUGGGACAUUCUGGAUGUAAAGCAUGACCAGAGAGGAAUCUGUAGAAAAGCAAAGAAUAAUGGUGUUUAUAUUACAUAAAUGCAUUCAACCAUUGCACUGUUGAAAGGCUUCCUUUCUCUCUUCUCUUCCUCUUCCUCUUUUCUUUGUUUCUUUUCUUUUUGUUUUCUUUCCUUCUUCUUUUUCCUUUUCCUUUUUCCCCUCGGAAGGGAGUGAUAGUCUUUUAAAUGCCAGUAAAACAGUGUAAAAUAGUUGAAUAGUCAUUACUUUCCAUACUCAGUUGCAUUCUUUCUAUCUCCCUACCAUGCCACCUCCCCCCUCCUUCCUAAUUUAGUAUAAAGGCCUUGUUCCUUGAUCAAGAUAUACAUUUUUUUUUACAUCACAUUUUUGAAAACUCCCUUAUUCAAUAUUACAGUAGAAAAAAAAAGUUAAAGGAAAGUGGUAUUUCAAAAAGGAAAAAAAAACGGAAAAGCAUUGAUACCUUCAAAUAUAGUAUCUCCUUUGUCUAUAAGUCUGGCUCAUAGUGAUAUGAUUAGGUCAGGAAACGGGCUUACUUCUUCCCCUCCAAAAUAUUUGUCAAUAUUAAAGUUAUUCCCAAUGUCCACUGUAGUAUACUACCUAAAUACUCCAAUUAACUUUUAGUAUUAUGCUAGUUCUAUGCUACUAAAGAAAAAUGUAUAGGGAUUGUUCAAACAAUCAUAGAUUCCCCCAUAGAUGGGGGAAAAUAGUUCAUUUAAUCAAGACCUCUCCCAGUUUUCAAUAUUAUUUUAUUGCACAAGUUGAGUAAAUCAUGAAUUAUAGGUGACAGUGUCUAUGAAUAAAACAUAUGUGAUGAUGGUCUUACUUCACUGUAAAAGUUCUGAUCAGUGUCCAGAUAGCAAUUAAAGCCCAGCCACUUGAAAAGAAUUAUGAACUGACUGCACUAUAAAUGACCAAUGUCUGAUAUAAAAUGUCAUGCAAUAAAUGAUGGUAGAUACUUCACCUGUAUAAUAAGAAUUGGAGUGCCAGAUCCCUCACUCUACUGUUAUUCUUCUUUUCUUUUUUCCUUUUUUCCUUUUUUUGGAGGGAGCGUAGUAGCCUUAUUUAGUCAAUACUGAACAAAACUUAAAAUGUUUCAACUUUUUUUGUUGCUUUACAGUAUUCAGUUUUGUGUUGGUUCAGCUAAAUUAUGAAAAAAAAAUAAAAUCAUUUUAUAAGUGA